CUGUGCGUAAGUGUUCAGAUGAUUGCCAUUGCGCCCAUGGGAGGUGCCUACAUCUUCACCACAUCCAUCUCCUUCCUUCUCAUGCUCAUGUCCAUUGCUGCUACCAAGGACCAUGGCAGCAGCUACCUCGCGAGAGGUUCCUCGGUCUCCAUCGACGACGGCACCAGUACCACCACCCCCGUCCUCAUCUCGCCGAACGGCGAGUUCGCAUGUGGCUUCUACAGGGUGGCUACAAACGCCUUUACCUUCUCCGUCUGGUUCACCGGCUCGUCGGGGAAGACCGUCGCUUGGACGGCCAACCGCGACGCACCGGUGAAUGGCAGAGGGUCUAGGCUCGCCUUCCGGAGGGACGGGGGUUUGGACCUGCUCGAUUACAAUGGCGCCGCCGUCUGGAGCACCAACACGACCGCGACUCGUGCCAGCCGUGCUGAGCUUCUGGACUCCGGCAACCUUGUCGUCGUGGAUCCGGACGGUCGGCAACUCUGGAGAAGCUUCGACUCGCCGACAGACACGCUUCUGCCGUCGCAGCCGAUGACUCGGAACAUACGACUGGUAUCUGCAUCUUCGAGGGGUUUGUUCUACUCAGGGCUCUACUCAUUGUUCUUUGAUAAUGACAACCAGCUAAAACUCAUGUACAAUGGCCCUGAGGUUAGUAGCAUAUAUUGGCCCGAUCCUUUCAACGAUGAGUGGACAAAUGGCAGGACUAUUUACAACAGUAGCCGUCAUGCAAUUCUUGAACAGACUGGCCAUUUUAUCUCGAGUGACGAAUUUGAAUUUGAAGCUUCUGAUCUUGGUGAUAAGGUUGUGAGGAGGUUGACUCUGGAUUACGAUGGCAACCUUAGGCUGUAUAGCCUAAACACGACAACCGGUAAUUGGUCAGUCACUUGGAUGGCAUUCCAUCGAGUCUGCAACAUACAUGGACUGUGUGGCAAAAACAGCAUCUGCAAAUAUAACAUACCGAACCUUUUACCUCAAAAAACAUAUAUACCGAACCUUGAGUGCUCUUGCCUUGAAGGAUUCGAGGUGGUUGAUUCAAGCAACUGGAGCAAAGGGUGCAGGCACAAGCCAAACAUCACGGCCACCCAUGGUUUCUCAUUCAGAAAGCUCGCCAACACUGACUUCUAUGGGUAUGACUUGGACUACAUCGAUCAGGUGUCAAUUUCGAAGUGCAAACACAUGUGCUUGGACAAUGCUGAUUGCCAAGCUUUUGCAUACCGCCAGGGAAAUGGUGAAUGUUAUCCAAAGGUCUUUCUUUUGAAUGGCAAGAACUUCCCAAAGCCUCGGAAUGACCUUUAUCUGAAAGUUCCCAAGGGAGUCUUCACUUCGUCAAAAUUGGCUUCUUCAGUAGCCCAUGCAUGCAAAGUUCAUGAAAAAGAGGUCAAUGUCUCGUCGCAAAUGUUAAAGGAUGGCUCUUCAAAGUUCAAGUUUGGCUACUUCCUCUCUUCUGCAUUAACACUGCUUUUCAUUGAAGCAACUUUAAUCAUCGCCGGUUUUUGGGUUGUUAAUAAAUGGGAGAGAAGACCGGAGAUCGAAGAUGAAGGCUACACAAUAAUUUCCAGCCAGUUCCGAAUGUUCAGCUACAAGGAGUUACAGAAGGCAACCAAUUGCUUCAAAGAAGAGCUAGGAAGCGGUGGAUCAGGAGCAGUUUACAAGGGAAUCCUGGAUGAUGAAAGGAAGGUCGCGGUGAAGAAGCUAAAUGAUGUGAUCCAAGGAGAUCAGGAGUUCAGGUCUGAGCUAAGUGUCAUCGGAAGAAUUUAUCAUAUGAAUCUGGUCAGAAUUUGGGGGUUUUGUGUCGAGAAGACACACAAGCUCUUGGUUUCCGAGUUCAUUGAGAAUGGUUCUUUAGCCACAGUUCUGUUUGAUCACCAGAGUCUAUCUCCUGCGCUCCAAUGGGGCCAAAGGUACAAUAUUUCUCUUGGGUUGGCGAAAGGACUGGCCUAUCUCCACCAUGAGUGCCUUGAAUGGAUUGUGCAUUGUGAUGUCAAACCAGAGAACAUAUUGUUGGAUAAAGACUUUGAGCCCAAGAUUGCAGAUUUUGGACUGGUGAAGCUACUAAAACGAGGGACAGUGGCUCAAUUGUUGUCAAGAGUGCAUGGGACCAGAGGAUAUAUUGCACCAGAGUGGGCUCUAAAUCUUCCAAUCACAGGUAAGGCUGAUGUUUACAGCUACGGUGUAGUGCUUCUUGAGUUGGUGAAGGGGGUUCGUGUUUCCAGUUGGGUGGUUGAGGGCGAGGAGGAGGUUGAAAUGGCUAUCAGAUGCUCUACUGAAAUUCUGAAGAAGAAACUAGUAGGCGAAGAUCAGUCAUGGCUUCUGGAUUUUGUUGACUACAGGCUGGAAGGAGAUUUCAACUAUUCAGAAGCGAUUGUGAUGCUUCAGAUAGCAGUAUCAUGUUUGGAAGAAGAAAGGAGCAGAAGGCCAAGCAUGAGCCAUGUUGUCGAAACUCUGCUUUCACUGGCGGAAUGAAGUUCAGUACUAUCAUUACAACUAAUACAGCCAGAUGAUGGUGUGUAAUGUAUAAAAAGUAAUGUUUCUGUGGUAUUGCAUAGAAAAUUUUCUAUAAGCCUUUUCCUAUCAUAUGUAG
Molecule: messenger RNA, 2581 nt
Organism: Lolium rigidum
Lineage: Eukaryota; Viridiplantae; Streptophyta; Magnoliopsida; Poales; Poaceae
Product: putative receptor protein kinase ZmPK1
Exons: 2
Coding region: 19-2463 (814 amino acids)
Biological process (GO): recognition of pollen; protein phosphorylation
Molecular function (GO): ATP binding; protein serine/threonine kinase activity
Source: RefSeq, a predicted model, not a curated record